Messenger RNA from Capronia epimyces CBS 606.96, 1029 nucleotides. RefSeq lists its product as uncharacterized. Gene Ontology annotation, molecular function: oxidoreductase activity, acting on the CH-OH group of donors, NAD or NADP as acceptor. The record is from RefSeq and is a predicted model, not a curated record. Lineage: Eukaryota; Fungi; Ascomycota; Eurotiomycetes; Chaetothyriales; Herpotrichiellaceae. The coding region runs from base 1 to 1029 and encodes 342 amino acids. The transcript has 5 exons.
AUGGCGGAAUCACCUCGCAGAGUACAACCCGGCAACGCUUUGAUGCUGGUCACUGGUGCCAACGGAUACAUCGGGUCGACCAUCGUGGACGAGCUGCUGCAACAGGGGUUCAACGUACGUGGCACAGUUCGCAACUCCAAGCUGUGGCUGGAUGCCCUGUUUACCUCCAAGUACGGGCCCGAUAGAUUUGAGUCUGUCAUCGUGCCGGACUUGGGAGUCCAAGCAGAUUUCGAGAAGGUCCUGGACGGCGUUUGGGGCGUUCUCCAUGUGGCAUCAGAUCUCACCUUGAAUCCCGACCCGGACAAGGUCAUCAAGGGCACCAUCGCACAUACUUUGGCGGCCCUCCAAGCGGCCGCCAACGUCUCCAGUGUCAAAAGCUUUGUGCUGACAUCCUCAUCGACUGCCGCUCUCAUCCCGAUUCCCGACAAGGAAGGAAUUGUCAUUGAUGAAGAUACUUGGAAUGACGCUGCAGUGGCCGCGGCCUGGAGCAAGGACACUCCCGCAGAGGAUUUGCCGUAUGCCAUCUACGGCGCGUCCAAGACUGAGGGUGAGAGAGCGCUGUGGAAAUUCGUCCGGGAAAACAAGCCAUCUUUCGCCGUCAACACGGUCCUUCCGGCCGCAAACUAUGGAGCAAUCCUCUCUCCAGAGAUUCCCGGCAGUACCAUGGGAUGGGUCCGAAGGCUACUUGAUGGCGACUCCAACGUGUUUACGUUCACGCCUGCUCAAUGGUUUGUCAACGUCAGAGACUGCGCUCGCCUUCAUGUUGCCGCGCUUCUCGACCCAAGCAUUGUAUCCCGACGGAUUUUUGCUUUCGCCGAACCCGUGAAUUGGACGGACGCGGUCAAGAUUCUGCGUGAGCUCCGUCCCGACAAUAAGAAGAUCCCCGAUCCGCCGAUCAAUGAAGGCAGAGACUUGUCUGAGAUUCUUCCACGCGACAAGGCGGAAGAUAUCCUCAAGUCUUUCUAUGGGGCCAAAGGCUGGACUAGCUUACGAGAUAGCAUUGCUGCCGGGAUAGAAGAUCUGCAAUAG